Alternaria metachromatica is the source of this 840-nucleotide messenger RNA. RefSeq lists its product as uncharacterized. Lineage: Eukaryota; Fungi; Ascomycota; Dothideomycetes; Pleosporales; Pleosporaceae. The coding region runs from base 1 to 840 and encodes 279 amino acids. The record is from RefSeq and is a predicted model, not a curated record. The transcript has a single exon.
AUGGACCUUCAAAUGUUGUCCAACCACGCUCGAACAUUGACCACAAAAGCGCAGGAGCAGAUAUACACUACGUAUAUCGAAGCUAUCGACGAUCGCACCCUAAAGCGCAGAUUUGAAGGUGUACAAAUAUUCUACCUCCCGCGCAGCGCUUUGAGCACUCUCACCAAGCGUCAAUACAUCACCGCAUUCAUAAAGGGGGCCGAGUACCCAAAGGAAGGGAUGUUCCAUGUUCAUGAUGCCCCAGGGCUCGCGGAAGUUAUCGAAAAAAGAGGCAAGAAACUAUUCCUACUCACCGUCAAGCUGGGACUUAGUCUGGAGUUCCUCUCCGUACUCUUGGAUCAUGUGGGCGAUGAUGACCUCCCUAUGGAACGGAAGAAAUACGCCAUGAUUCCUAAGGGGCCACAUCGGAUGAGCAUGCUCAAGCUUCUCAACAACCAAGCCCUGGUGUGUGCGCCGGUGCUUGAUACAUGCAAAUUUGAUCAAGUGCUUCCGUAUCUGUCUUGCUUCCCAUUGGAAGUGGUCGAUGCCGUCCGGGAACCCGAUGUGUACAACGUGGCGUUACACAAGGAACAUCUUAUUUACGAGAAAGAAGAAGAGAAACCGUUGAAGGCGUGGAGAAUGCAGGAUUUCGGAAGUGAAGAAACGGCAGAUGCGGCGAAGUCACGGUUUCAAUGGGGCUUUACAUGUGAGGGGAGGUGGUAUUUCUUCCGCGAGAUGCCGAACCACGACGUCGAUGACGAUGAUGAAGAUUAUCGGGAAGGGGGCGAGGGCGCCACACACGAGGUCAUAGAUGUACCGGACGUGAAGAACUUGCCAGGAUAUGUUUUUCGCUGGCAGUGA